Molecule: messenger RNA, 4071 nt
Organism: Daphnia carinata
Lineage: Eukaryota; Metazoa; Arthropoda; Branchiopoda; Diplostraca; Daphniidae
Product: armadillo segment polarity protein-like
Exons: 17
Coding region: 159-2825 (888 amino acids)
Biological process (GO): cell adhesion; positive regulation of transcription by RNA polymerase II
Cellular component (GO): catenin complex; adherens junction
Molecular function (GO): protein phosphatase binding; cadherin binding; transcription coactivator activity
Source: RefSeq, a predicted model, not a curated record
UAGCCGCCAUCUUUAGUGGUUUGUUUCAGAAGCGUCAGUACUUGAGAAGCAGGUCUCUGUUGUCGGAUCGCGGGCGCAGGUGUGGCUCCAUUAAUAUUGUUAUCAACAUUAAAUUCCUAGGUAUAUGUUACAAAACUUGCUCUAUAACACGCCGCAUCAUGAGUUAUCAGAUGCAGGCACAAGGGAGGCCAAUGUCACACGGUCAAUAUGUAAGCAAUAGCCCUGCUGAUCUUCCCAUGCCCAGCGUGAAAGAACAGACACUUAUGUGGCAGGGAGUUGGACAACCUGGAUAUGUUGGAGAUUCUGGAAUCCACAGUGGAGCAACUACUCAGGCUCCAUCCUUGUCUGGUAGAGGUGGAGAUGAUGAAAUGGACACUUCCGAUGGAGGGGUUAUGUUGAAUAUGGGGGGAUCUGGCUACUCAGCAGGAUACACACAAGAUCAAGUUGAAGAUAUGAAUGCUCAGUUGAACCAAACUCGCUCCCAGCGUAUUCGUGCAGCCAUGUUUCCUGAAACAUUGGAUGAAGGAAUGGAAAUUCCCUCAACCCAGUUUGACAACACUCAGCCAACUGCUGUUCAGCGUUUGGCCGAACCCUCUCAAAUGCUGAAACAUGCCGUGGUGAACUUGAUCAAUUAUCAGGAUGAUGCCGACCUUGCAACAAGAGCUAUCCCAGAGUUGAUUAAGCUACUGAAUGAUGAAGAUCAGGUCGUGGUAUCGCAUGCUGCAAUGAUGGUUCAUCAACUCUCCAAGAAGGAAGCGUCCCGCCAUGCUAUCAUGAAUAGCCCACAGAUGAUCGCGGCGCUUGUGCGAGCAUUGUCGAACAGUAACGAUCUAGAAACAACCAAGGGCGCUGUUGGAACACUGCACAACUUAUCCCAUCAUCGCCAAGGAUUGUUGGCUAUUUUUAAGUCGGGUGGAAUUCCAGCAUUGGUGAAGCUGUUGAGUUCGCCUGUGGAAUCUGUUCUGUUUUACGCCAUCACGACGCUGCACAACUUGCUGCUUCAUCAAGAAGGCUCAAAGAUGGCCGUCCGUCUGGCGGGUGGUUUGCAGAAGAUGGUCGCUCUCCUCCAGCGCAACAAUGUCAAAUUCUUGGCCAUCGUGACUGACUGUCUUCAAAUUUUGGCGUACGGAAAUCAAGAGUCCAAAUUGAUCAUCUUGGCGUCUCAGGGACCGAUGGAACUUGUCCGAAUUCUUCGCUCAUACACUUACGAAAAACUUCUCUGGACCACAUCGCGAGUUUUGAAAGUACUGUCCGUUUGCUCGAGCAACAAACCAGCGAUUGUUGAAGCUGGAGGCAUGCAAGCCUUGGCUAUGCACUUGGGUCACCAGAGUCAUCGCUUGGUCCAAAACUGCUUGUGGACUUGUCGCAAUCUUUCCGACGCUGCUACUAAACAGCAAGAAGGUUUGGAAACACUUCUACAAGGACUUGUCCAGUUGCUAGCUUCCAGCGAUGUUAACGUCAUAACCUGUGCAGCCGGCAUUCUCUCCAACUUGACCUGUAACAAUCAGCGCAACAAAACAGUUGUGUGCCAAGUCGGCGGUAUUGAAGCGCUGGUUCGCACCAUUAUCCAUGCUGGCGAUCGUGAAGAAAUUACCGAACCUGCCAUAUGUGCUCUGCGCCACAUGACUUCACGCCAUGCUGAAGCUGAAAUGGCUCAGAAUGCUGUUCGUCUCAGUGGCGGUCUGCCCGUUAUUGUACGUUUGCUGCAACCUCCUUCCCGUUGGCCGCUGAUUAAAGCGCUUAUCGGGUUGGUUCGCAAUUUGGCUCUCUGUCCUGCCAAUCACGCCCCCUUGCGAGAACAAGGAGUGAUUACGCGUUUGGUGCAACUGUUGAUCCGUGCUUUCCAGGACAUUCAAAGACGCUCGUCAGUUGUCAGUUCAGGCAGUGGUCAACCCCAAGGCUCCUAUGCCGAUGGCGUGCGCAUGGAAGAAAUCGUCGAAGGCGCUGUUGGCGCCCUUCACAUUCUUGCUCGAGAAUCCCACAACCGAGCCGUUAUCCGGGGCUUAAGCGUUAUACCCAUUUUCGUCCAGUUGUUGUACAACGAGAUUGAAAAUAUCCAGCGUGUGGCCGCUGGCGUGCUUUGUGAACUUGCUUCUGAUAAGGAAGGUGCAGACAUGAUCGAACAAGAAGGCGCAACGGCUCCCUUAACUGAAUUACUUCAUUCUCGCAAUGAGGGUGUGGCUACAUACGCAGCUGCUGUUCUCUUCCGCAUGUCCGAAGACAAGCCACAAGACUACAAGAAGAGGCUAUCUAUGGAGCUGACCAACUCCUUGUUCCGUGAAGACCAUCACUUGUGGAACGGAGAUCUGCCUUUGAUGCCUCCCGAUCUUCAGGAUAUUCUUGCACCUGACCAGCCAUACGAAGGUCCGUAUGGGCAAGGCCCACCCAGUGUCCACUCCAACCAAGAUGGAGGCAGGUCCUACCGUCAAGGAUAUGACGCCCUACCCGUAGAAUCGAUGCAGGGAUUGGAGCUCGGUUCACACCAUGGCGGCCCACCACCUUCUGCCACUUCUCCGACCAUGGGCAUGGGCAUGAAUAUGGGGCAUUCGAUGGGUCUUCCCAUCCAGUCCAACAAUUACGCUCCGGUAGAUCACAUGGGUUCCGAUUUGGAUUUCGAUCCUCUGAAUCAUAUGGGUCAGGCCACCCUCCCCAACCGCCCCAUGAUGCCCAGGCCGCUUGGUAUGACACCGACCUUUGAAGUGGUUGCAAAGCGAAAGUUGAAAAAGUUUAAUCACUACAAAACUCCUUGCAUAUCCACCACGACGCUCCUCUUUCCUUUUCUUGCACUGGUAGUUUCGCAGGUCGUCCUUGUCCGUUUUCAAUGAUUAACCUGCAUGUUCCAUCCGUAACAUGUGUACUUGUCCUCAUUCCUCCUCCUGCCGACUUAUCUUCAAGCUCUUUACCGUGUGGUGUUCUUCCUUCGUCCCCUCGGAUAAUCGCAUUUUCCCUUCCACAUGUUUUCACCCCACAUUAUCGUAACUUUUCGUGUGUGUGUGUGACAAGGAAUCCGUCUUCCUCUCCCUAUCCAGAACUUAGACGAUUUUUAGCUGACUAUCCUUUCUUUUCGUAUUAUUUUGUCUGAAUUUUUUUAUUUCUCGUUUCGAUCAACACUUUUUUUACCCAAUUAGAUGGAUACUUUGGAUGUCCUCCCACAAUUAGCGAGCAGCUUUGAGCCUCCCUUAUUAUUGAUUCGAUUUGUUUUUUUUCCUCGUUUUUUCGACAUUAAACUCUUGAAAGAAAAACUUGUUACUGUGUUGCCAUCGACACUAACUAUCUCAUUCAUUUUUGUCUGCGACACCCACUUGAACGCCAGGGAUGGUGGUAGAAUUUAUUUUCGUCUCUGUAGCUUAAGGAAAGAGACGAGUAGUGACGGUGUUGACACGGAGCAGACGGGUCGGACGACGAUACAGCAUACCAGAGUCGCAGUUAUGCUUUUUAAUAUGGCUGAAUGCGGCAGCCGCCGGUCGUAAAUCUCGGAUGACGCAAAUCGUCUGAUAAAGAGCCAUUCGUCUUUCAACCCCGUCUUCGCUCGUUCUGUUACCUAUUUCUACUAGCCUUGUCGUAUUGCUGCAAAAGGUUUGUACGGGUGUCGAGUGUGUUUGAGCUUUGCAGGAGAGGUUGUAAAACGAAUGCAAAUAGCUUUGAUGGAAGGGAAAGAAGAAGAAAUCCGCUGGAAUGAUAGUUGGCAAAGGGUUAAACUUUUGCUGUAAACGACACAGUUCGUCCCCAUCGUGUCGUUUCGUCGUUCGGCACUUCUAACUCUUUUUGGUAAGGAAAGGGGAAAGAGAGUUGACGGAAUGGAGCGAGAUGAGAAACGGAAAGAAAAAUGGCCAACCAUGACGGGAUCGACGAGCAAGAUUCUAGAAGUGAUGAAUGCCCAUCUUUUUGUGCUGUCUCGAACAGAGAGCGUCUCGCCUUCUUCCACCGGUCCCUCGAGCGAUCGAGUGGUGUCGCCUUAUUUAUUACGGACUUGGCCGGCGACAGUUGACGCUGAUGAUGGCUUUAUGCUGAGAGCCUCGAGACCCCCUCCUCUCUUGGUACUCGAUAGAGGCCAGUAGAAAAAAAAAGAAA